Molecule: messenger RNA, 19815 nt
Organism: Pocillopora meandrina
Lineage: Eukaryota; Metazoa; Cnidaria; Anthozoa; Scleractinia; Pocilloporidae
Source: the annotation of a GenBank genome assembly
CACGGCUCAAGUAGCAGAUCACUACCAGCCAAGAGCUUUGCUUGUCUUGUUCAGGCUUGAUAAGGUAAGAAAUUGUGUUAAUAGCGGGUUUACUACUGUAAAGAAACUUCUCGAACACUACAUUCAAAUGGAUUUCUAACAACCCUGCCUCAAACGCGUAUUUAGGGGGUUCGAUAUCUUCUUUAGGUGUUGCAUGUAAUAUUGAUUAAGAACCAUGAUUGCAUCGCUAAUCUUUUACACAAAGGAACAAGAUGGCUUGUGAAAACAAACAUUUUUUUCUCUCGUUUUUUUCUACCUAUUCGCAUGUUAGAAAUGCCUUUUCCUGGCGGUUUCUUUUGAACUUGGAACAAGGUGGACGAUUUCCGAAAUGAGUUCUAUGCUCUGUUCAGAAUUCCAGAGUCGAGAAGCACAAGUUUAAGACCCUUUCAAUUUGAUGGAAUGCAACUAAAGCCGUCAUUAGUUUCGAUCAUAAUCUUUCUCGAGGUCGACAGUCUAGGUCGUACGAUUACGAAAGAUUCGCGGUAGAUUAGCCUCAAGUUUAUGUUACAGAAAAGGAAAGAAUGCUGGAUGCGAGAAGCAUUUACAAGUGAGCAAAAUUAAAAACAGUAUUUGCCACUUCUACUCUGUCCAAGAAAAUUUGUGACGUAUGGGGGCGGAUUUAUGUUGAGAGUUUAUGUUUUCGUCUGUGUCGCCGCGACGCAUCUUUGAAGAACAGAUUUAAAGAGGAUUCAAGAUUUUCAAGAUUACCGAUCACUUUGUGUAAAUACAUAAUAUUGAGGUCAUUAUUGCGGGUCAAAACGCGCAUGUAUCGGAAUAGAUAUGGCUACAUUCCUGAAGAAAUUAACGUCUUUUUUGUUCAUAUGGCACCUUUUGUCGUCACAUGAAGCCAUUUGGGUCGGAAGGUUCGAUUUUUGUGUCGUGCACAGUUGCAAAUGUGGACAAAUUUGACAUAUUCCAGAGCAACAACAGACUAACUGGGAGGUCAACCAUAUUUUACGGAUUCUGUGUUCGACACAUCAACAAUGAAUUAUACCCGAGUCUCUAAACCAACUGAUAAAGACCAUGUUUUACCUGUAAACAUAGUAAUUUUACAUCAAAAUGCCCUCAUUUGAACUUUAGAGGAAAAGAAUACUCAUUAAUAGUAUCAAUCGCGUUUCCGUUUACCCUUUUGUAAUAAGUUUUUUGAAUUGUUUGCCUAUCAACUUAUUGUUCAAGUCCAGAGGCUUGUAGACUUGUUUGGUCACGCACGCAUACCCACCAAGAUACUAUGGGGAAAUAUUGACUAGUUUUACUACCAAGCACUUCUGAUACCUGCCAUAUUCUACUUAAACCUGAUGUCCUACAUUUCUUAAGGCGCCUAAGUCCUCGUCAUAAUCGUAUAUGUGUUCCUAGCCAAUCCAGAAUCAUCUAGAUUUGUUCCAAUUAACGUGAUUUGACUCUCCUAACGAGCUUAUUACGCGCAAGCUUGAUAUUUACAUUUUAUUUACAUUCCUACAUGAUUUAAUCAUGAAUGAAGCAAAUGAAGAGUUAGUAACGCGGAAAGAGCUCAGACUACACCUGAUUACAAACAAACGCCUCAUGACUUACCGCCUCCUCGCACGACAUGCGUGACUCCGCGCGUGUGCGUGUAAAAACCCGGUAAUAAUCACGCUCGCCGUUUCAGACAAAUUAAGUGUGCUAUUUUUGUCGCAUUGUCAUAUUUUUAUCCCGAUGAGUGUUAUACUCUCGAGGAUAAAGCGUUCAGUAUAAAGCGUUUAGAAUCAUUGAUUGAAUAACAUAGAUCAUCGCAAAGAACUGUUUAUUUUGAUGGUCCAGUAGUUUUGGCAACCAAACUUAGAGACACUGAUCGGACACGUUGCGACUCAAAUCUGAGAGAACAGGGAAUUAUCAGCUUUCUUUACGCCCCUUCGUGCAGCAGUCUCGCCUUACAAGGGGAACAAGGGUUAACUAAGGCUAUUUCAUUGUAAAAACAGGAAACGUGCUGGCAUAGUCUAAAUAUUAUGUGCGCUUGGAUCCCUUGGGGGGUGAGGGCACUGGGGUAUUCCUGGUAUUGCUCUAAGAUCAUCCCCUGUUUUAAAUGUAAUCCCUGUUACCAACACAUUUGUUUGAGAAGCGCCUUCUUGCAAAUUUUCCUGGUGAUGAGCGGUCAGUUUCCAUGUUUACCUUCGCUAGAGCACCAUGUUUGAAUUCAGUCAGGCUGAGAUGGCCAUCAUUUGAAUUGUCUUCUUUGGUAAAUUGAAUUUCGUUUGGCAAAAGAAGGAAAUUGCAUUUGCCUAAUCUUUGACGCUCAAGGCUUCAAUUUCCAUUCGUUCCAUUCCAGCUGUCCUCUUUCUUAAGGUGGGGGGAAGCUGGAACGUGGAUGACUUUGCGUCAUGUGAACAUGGCUUCUUGACCACCCCUAUUUUAACAUUAGACAUGUGGAAAUUAAAAUAUGACAUGAACCUCCAGGUCGAGAAGAUGAUAACGAGCCUUAAACACUAAUUUAAUGUACCUUCACGGCUUUUUUUAAUUCAAUUAGGCCUACAGGCGUAGGUAGGUGAAAGGGUAUUGGCUAUGUAACAUCCGUCAUGAUUGCGUGACAGCGGUCGCGUGCUAUGCUCCGCAUCAGACAAGACCCUUCAUGUUAUCAAUCGACGACAGAUAUCAAAUCGUGUUGUAUAAUUUUCUGACAGCUGCGACGAAAGAUAAUUGUCCCUGUGAAACAUGCCUAUGGUCAGGUAUAUUGUACAUAAUUCAUAAGGUUCUUGUAACAAUACUUCGAAGAUUGGAAGUGCAUCUAUCUGAUGUUACAGGGAAUUUAGAAACGACCUUUGGAUCUGCCUAUUGCAGAAAGUGCAACUAUGUUUAAGAUUUAAUUAUUUUCAUAUGCUCGGAGCAAUUCCUUGGGUGGGUUUUUGUAAGAACUGCGGGUGUGUUUCAAAUAUAUGAUCUGGCCUGUGAUAAGCGAAAACUGCUGAAAUAAAGGUAUGUUAUGUUUCGUCGCCUGUUUUGUUCAAGGAUGGUAGGUAUUUCGGAAAAGGGAAUGCUUAAUAACAGAUUUAAACCCUAAGCGGAUUUCCGGAUCUCUUGUCAAUAUAUUACAUUAAGACCAAAAUAUUUAUUCCACUAAAAGAGCUCGUAACCAUGAAACUAAGUCUUGGAUCUAUGCUGAAAAGCGCCAUAACAUCACCCCAAAGAGAGUAAUAAGCCUUUUCAUGUCGUCCUCACAGCACGUACAAUUGCACUUGUGUUGAAAUUCAAGAAAUUGUUUUUUGUUCUCUUCGUGACUUUGGUUUGUCUGUGGUUUCUUGUUGCUGGAUGUCAACUGCGAUACCAAGCCAAUAAUACCACUUUUGCAAUAGGUUCGAUCCCCCCAAAAAUCAAACGAAGAUGAGGCAGAAAAUCGAAUAACAAAAACGCCACCAAAUCGAACGCUCUCUCGCGGAGAAGUUAAAGAGAUACAUAACUUUAAGUGUUGCACUUUUAGCAAAACUGUUUUCCCAGUGGAGAGAUUUUCAACAGUGAUCUAUAUCAACAGUACUUUUUUUACGUGUGUAAAAAAGGGUCCGUGUACACACAUCGAACAAUUCAUUCAAAGAGUAUUUGUUCCACAAACAAAACUAAUUUAACGCGUGUGUGCACAUGAAUAAAAGAUCCAAAUAAAGAUGAGCUAAAAAUUACCACGGCUGUGUGAUCCGGCAUACAUUCGAUUGGCGUUACCUGUGUGCUUAAAAAGGAAUAUUGGCUGCAAACGAAACACGGAAUUUUUUUUUUUUUGCGUCGUGGUGAAAUAUUUCCGCAGCUGAAAUUACUCGAAGCGCAAAUUUAAGUUAUCUUCCUAUUUAAAACAAACAAAAUCGAUUGGUAUCGCGCAUGCUUAACUGAAUGCAGUGAAAAAAGUACCCGGCGGUCGAAAGGUUCCGCUUUUAAAAUCUUUAUCUAAUAAACGUAUCUAAGACUUCUAAAUAAGCUGUUUAUAAUACAUGAAUAUCCUCUAGUCGUUUCUUAUUUUAUUUCGGAAAUCAGCUUGAUCAGUUAUUCCACCUAGCAAAACAGCAGCUGUCUAUGAAAACAAUAAAAAAAAAUGAAACCGUUUUCUGAAGGGGUGCAUUUUCGUUUCAAAACCGAUAGACGAAUAGAACCAAGCGACGUUGAAGGUUAUCGAAUAUGUAGCGAUAAGAUUCUCAAAACUUCGGCGAGAAAACAGCAUUAAAAGUGUACUUUCCCUCUAAGCAAUAGUUGCUAUACAAACUUGAAAUCUAGUGUCGCCUUUGUGAUGUCAAUUUCAUUGUUUAUUGUGUUUGCUAACCGCGUGCGCCGCGGAUGAUAACUUUUCGAAUUUAUUUGAAAUUUAUGGCUUUAAUGAAACAGAGUAAAUUCGAAACAGACUCCACUCAAAUUCUUGUCCUUGAGCUCUGGAAGAGGGCGCAGACAACAAGAAGCAGGGUUCGUGGCGAUGUCAACAUUGCACUGUUGUGACCACUUCCGGUUGUGAUUAGCUAGAACAUGAAUAACGUCUCCCAUGGGGACAAUUUAAGUAGGCAAAUGUGUGAUAUCGAGAAUUCUAUUUCAGAUCUCAGGUGAUAAACAUCAAGAUAUUUUGCUCUCAGCGACAACUGUUUAGAAACUGCUCCCUCUUUCUCUAACGGUAAGAUUAACUAUAUUACAUUUCUCUUGCUUUCAUAAUUAAGAUUAUAAGCUGUGUUUAUCCUGUUUUUGUUGCGUGAAUCGAACACAAGUGAAAGCGGCAUCCUUCGUGGUGCGGAUCAGUGCGGUGGCGUCGAAGGCUGAAACGAAUGUCUGUUGAAAGCGCCCUCAAAUUAUUGUCCCCAACAAUAUCCUUGUCAGCCAAAGGAACUAGAAACGUUUUAAAAUGAAAGCUUUAUAAGUCUUUUUUAGCCAGCACAGAUUUUUGGAAGUUUUCCUUUGGAAAACAUCGGGGAAACAGAUCAUCAAAGGUAAUUUGGAAACGGAACUACUGCUACUUUCGCGAGCAUGUUUAAGCUGUCGAAGGUUACAUGUUGGGAUCGAAUUUCAAAGUGUUCUCAGUAGAACAGAAUUAUAAAUUUAUUCUUCCGACCUGUUAGCGUUUUAGUCUUAACAUCUUUUUGUCAAUGUUCGACUCGUGAGCUCACGACAAAACCACCAUGCAUUCGGAAAGAUUUUGAUGAAUGUUUAAUUAGAGGAAUUAAGCCGGCAUGUUUGUAAUGUAUUCAUGUGUCUGUUUUGCUUGCGUUUAUAUUUUCCUAAAUGAUUUUGUAAUUAGUAAUAAUUGCAUUUGGGCCUGCUAAAAGGAACCUAAAGGAUUCUACAUUGUGAAAGCACAAAAUUCAGAUAUUUAACUACGUGGAUAACCAAAGAGGAGUAUUGGUUUGAAGGAAAAGGUAAAUUUGUACUUAUCUUUUAAUCAGAUAUUGUGGUCGGCGCGUCAUACGGCGUUUAUAAACUACGCGAUCUUAUUAGGGUAUUACAACAAUUCACAAUGACUUCAAACAGACAUUUCGCUUGCUACAGUGUUCCCUCAUUAUUCUGGAGCAUGGAAGCGUAAAUGUGACUUUCAACAGCAACCUUUUUACUAAAGAGAGAGCCGGUUAUGUUGUUUUUUGUUCUUCACUCGAGUAUCUGGAUCUUUUCGCAUAUCUGCUUUUAAAACAAUGAUGACACGUUUGGCGAAACCGCAAGUAUCGGUGGAAUAUCACAUUUAGCAGGAACUACGUAAGCUGCACCGAUGAUUAUUAUUAUAGUAACGCAGGAAGAAAGCCUGAUUAUUCCUCUUUCAAUUUAACUGGAAAAUUUAUGAAGGGGAAAUGUAAUAAAUCAUAAAAAAUGGAAGCAAUAUCUCUCUUAAUAUGUUCAAUUGGAGUAGUUUAUUUCAUGUCAAUUUCGCAAGCAGCCACUCGCGAUUGGCAUCUGCCAUGACAUUUUGAAUUAUCACGCAUUUCCAAUUUUUGUCAUUGUUUACGAAAAAAUUGUGAGAAAGGUUUCACAUUGGUUUUCUUGAAAAUUUGCUCUUUCACUUUUUAAAUUUAAAACGCUUUUCUGAUUGCAUUAUGCAUAUCUACUCUUAAAACUCACAUCACGUCAAUAUUGAGAGAUUAAUUGGUCAGAAGAUAUUUUAAGAUAUUGAAACAACCGUAUUUUGGAAAUAUUCAUCGAUCAUUGCGCUCCUUUUUUUUAUUCUUCCGAUAAUUUAUUCAGAUUAUUAGAAAGUUAAACUCUUAAAGGGUUUUUGGAUUAAUGCAGGUUGUGCCAAUGAGUAUAUUUGCUCUCUUUUGAAGGUCUGUCGAAUGCCCGAUUUUUCAGUCGUCGGCUUCGCUCAAUGAGACUGACAACUCUGUAACACAUCAACAAAGAAGUCCUAUUUCACUAGAUUGUUUAUCUUACUAUAGUUCAGGCGAUUUGGAAAAAAGUAUUUAAAUAACUAAGAAUGCCAUAUCCGAAAAUAGCAAAAUGAAGUUUAUAUUUGCGUAUAUGGUUACGCCUGUUAGAAUUUAUUGUAAAUGUUUUACACACCCCCUACUGAGAGACAUCACGUUGCGUCCUCAAGUCACAAAAACUAUUAGGAGUGGAUUGAAUCGUAUUUAUCAAGGUCUUGGUUAUUUUAAACGCUCUAUGUUGUUUGGUAAGGGUAGAGUUUGAAGGUCAUCUUUCAAAGCUAAAAUAUUUCCUAUUUCUUAGGCUAUGUUUUUGAAAUAUCUCGCCCACUGUGAUUGCCCAAAGCUGUUCUGGAUAUCCGUUUUCAUUGUUUCUCCUGUUCGAGAUUUUGUAUAACAAUAACAGAAAUGAAUUAUUAUAACGUUUUUGAGCUUCACAAAAACUGUAAUAUUUUAUAUCUGGGCUACAGCACUCUUCAAGGCCACGAAUGUCGAAAUUGUAAAAUGUUUUCGUCCCCAGCGAGAUUGUGACUAACCCGGUUUUUUCUUGAGCGCAAACGAUUUGCGAACUGCAAAUUUACUUUCCAGUGUCGAAUUAUUGGAAAGGCGACGAUUUGAAGUGUGAAUGCUUGAUUGACAGGAAAGAAAAAGUGUUUACAAAAUGAGACUGUGAUCGUUGUCACCAAGACCAUUAUUCGGCUCGUGGUAUUCAAUAUUUCACUUGCAAUCAAAAAUAAUUUGCAUUACACCUUGUAGAAAGAUCACAGUUCCAGAGCUUCAGAUCGGUUAAAGAUUACUUGCUGCGAACAAGGUGCAUUUCGGAAGGCUUGAAUUGUAUUUGAGGAGUUUAACGCUAGGAUUAGAAAUGUAAGUAGUUGAAAUAGGUUUGACAUGUACUUAACUCCUCAAUCAAAAUAAGCUCGCAGGUGAUAUGACAGGGUUCACGCAUUUAAGAACGGUUUAGCCAAUCACAACGCGUCUUGCUACGCCUCAUGCUGAUUUCGCCAAUCACGAUCCACAAAGAAACCAUCUGUUCAAGGUUUGUUCACUUCUCCCUUGUCUUCUUUGCUCAUCUAAACAGCUAAAUUGUGCGGUUUAUGCAUUCAACUGACGGAAAGAGCAUUUUCUCGGCCGGGGGUAAGCAUUUGUUGGGCUGCUCGCAGAGAUUUUCGACAAGAUUUAUGUCGUUGUCGCUCUUGUCAGAGGUGAUCUGUUUCUUGUUGAAAGCGUGUGUGCAUCUCUCGCUUUGAAAUCGCUUGGUUUGACUCUGCAAAUUUAAGUUCAUCUCGAUUUAAAUGGUUAAAUGGUUGUCAUAUUGUAAAGGUAAGAUAUUCCUUCGAAAAUAUUUGUAUAUCUGUUCGUGCUCUUGUUUUUUAUUAUUUUGCUUUUUAACGGGGAACUCACUCUCGCGUAGACAACAAGACGUUUCAACGGUUUGAAGAGUAAUCGUUGUUGAGACAAUAAUCGCCCACAUCUCUCAUGUUAAUAAUAUAUUAUAUUUACAACACAUGUAAAACAGAACAUGGCCAUUAUAUGCGAAUUUUCUCCUCCAAUUCGCCAAGUGUUCGUUUUGCAGCAAGUUAACGGCGGCUUCGGUGGGCGGACGGUAUUCGCUUGUUUGUUAAUGUUUUUGUAGGUUUUUCAAACACGGACAAGGGAAUAAAUCCCACGGUUUGCAUGUUUACUUUGCUGUUUUGAAAAAAAAGUUACGUUCCAGAGUGAAAUCGAAAGAAAGGAGAAACAACGUGUUAUUGAACAGUCGUUUUACUUUCAAGCCAACGGGUUUUGACUUGUGGAGAUUCGGGUGAAAAAUUGUUCGAUUUGAAGGCGGUGAAUUAUCCGGUGUGGGUCGUUGUCUUCAUAAUCAUCUUAAAACAAUAGAUUUCAGAAUGUGUCACCGACUCGUCGACUUUCACGAUAGGAAAGAUUUUGUCAUGCUCUUAUCGCUUUGUACUAUGUUUAAUCUGGAGCACAGCAGUGCAAAAUCUCUUUGGUUUCGUUUACAUCGUCAGCCAAGUUCGCAACCGAAAUUUUCCGCAGUGCUAGCCGUCAAUUGGUUUCUAAUGUGGUUUCUUUGGUGUCAUUCACAUUAUACACAGAAUUUAUUCAAGCGGAAACCGCAAGGUGCUCGACAUUCGUGACUCUACAAACGCUCAAAAUCUAGGAAGGAGAUCGAUCAAUCUUCAAAAGAUGUUGGAACUGUCCUGAAACUUGGGUAAAGGCAAAUAAAAUAGGAUUGGACCAGUUUAAAAUUUCCUGUUGCGAGAACGUGUCGAUUGUGAGGGUUAAUUGUCUGAAUAAAUUAAGAAUUACAUUAUGAGGUGUUGGUGGAGAGGUGUUGAAAGGAACCUUCAGCGCAAGGGCAAAGAUUUUUCAAGUACAUUUUCUCUUCCUGUUCAUUUUUCAGGUUCGGCACGAAUUCCUUCGGCACCACAUAUUGUCAGAGAAGAAACCGCGACAAUCACGCGGUUUUUGUCGCUAACGAAGCUUGCCUACGGUCUUGAUCGAGGGCAAUAAGUUUCCCUUGAGGCAGAGAAAUCACUUCACACCGAGGACUCGUCUACAAGCAAAUCGCGGCAUGGGGGGUAAAAGUGAAAAUACUUCAGAGUGCAAAAGUGUGACCAAUUCGAGUCGGAAUUUACCGUCUCAAGACGACAAGGGAAGCGAAGCAAAAGGACGGAAGCACAAUGGCAGAUCGGCAAGUGGUGACAAGAAGAAUGAGAACACACAACCUUCCAAGUUGACUUACACUUCGGAAGAAGAUAUUUAUUAUGAACCUGGAGGUAAGUGGAGUUCAAAAGCUUAGUUAAAUUUUCCGAAUGUCAAACAUCGUUCGAUUUCAAAACGAUACGGAUUGUUUGUACUAUUAGAAUAAUUACUUGUAAUUAAUAUCACACACGAAAGAGAAAAAAAAAAGAGGGAAAAAAAUAAUAUCGGCCGUUGAAAAGCUCGGAUCCCCCGUCGAGCUGAAAGAUGGAUUCGUAAAACAUGAAUUCUGUUAGUAGUGAAUUUUGAAAACAAACGUGGCGCGCUCUUGCUUCGUUUGUGCGUUCUUUUUUGUCCAUAAAGAUUCUGCGGUUUCAGGUGAACAAUGUGUUAUCCGCUAAACAAUGUGCCCUGUGGAUCGUGUAAAUUGUAAAUUUGCAUUCGACAUGUUUACCUACGUGGUGGAAAUGAUCAUGAAUAAGACACUUUUUUACGUGUGUUACAACAAGCAGUAAUUCCAGGGGUCAUUAGAAAAUUAUAUCUCCAAUAAAACGUUUCUUGAAUAUUUAGAAAUGGUUAUGAAAAAUUGUGCUCAGGCUCGGAAAACAUUUGGAAACAAAUAGUACACAACAUCAAAAUAAACACGCGCUCUCAUACCGCGCUGAUUUCAAUUGUAAAGUUGGAAAUCGCUUGAUUUCCGAUCCAUUUCUUUCCUUCGUAGACUGUGUUUACAUCGACAGCCAAAGACCGGAUGUCGCAUAUUUUAUUUGUGCUAUCAAGGAGUUUCGAAUGGUAAGUUUCUGUUCGAAAUUGUUAUUGUUUUGGUUUGGUUUUCCUGUCGAUGUAUAAAUUAAGCCCUUUGCUAGUAGUUUCUGGUGGCCAAUUUUACUUUUUUCUUCCUACCCGCCUCGUUUGACACCUUCAAUGUUUGAUAUUUACACUAUUUUGGUGUGGUAGUUAAACAAUAUCAGGAUUUUCUGUUUAUUCCUAAACGGUGAUAAAAAUGCUUUUAGUUGCAAGCUUUAUCAUCCAAUUUUCGCAAGGUGCAAUUUUUACAAUUGACGAUUUUCGACUCGAGAUGGUUUACUUUGAUAUUUGCAAACGAUCAACCGGUUUUUGUUUUCGUUCUGUUUCUUUCUAAGCAUGAACACGGCAUUCGGUAACUUUUCCAUCAUUAUCUUACUUUGCAAUUGAAAAUAGUCCUUUCUUUCCCUAAUACAUAUUAUUGGUGAUAAUUUUGCUGAGUUUCGAAUAAUUCGUAGCAAAUCCUACGUGCUUUGCUUCGCUUUUAUUUUUGUGAGACUUGUGCACACAGUAUUGGUACAAUGGCAAUUUUUGUGUGAACAGAAGGGUUGUGAAAUAUUCUUAUCAUACACGGUCAACAGCUGUUUCAAUCGCUUUUUUCCAAAGUUGUUAGUAAUUUUAAUUGCUAAAUGUUAUAAUUUUAGGACUCUUUGUUGUGGCUUUUUAACCAGAAACUAAUAGGAUUUUGCAAAGAAAUUGAAAAAUUAUUUGAAAUUUGUUACCAAUUUAUUGAAACUUUUUGUAAGAAUAUGGUGAGAUUUUAUAAAGAUUGCCCUGUUUUUUUUCCUUUAUCGCAUUGGUUGCAUUUAUUUUUUUUUUGGUUAACCAAAUGUUACAAAGCAAAUGUCAAACUUGGAAAAGCUUCAUGGUAAAAGAAAAUGUUAAGUCAGGAGUUGAAUUUUUGUAAUGCUAAGAAAUUUCUUAGAUUAUUUCAACUCCAUUAGGAGUUCUGUAACAAAUGAAAAUUUGGUUAAGAAAUGGUUUUAUAAAAUUGUCAUACUCUUUAAUAAAUAUCAGGUUAAUGUAACAUGAUAUUUCAAUGAUAGCCUUAAAGAUAAGACAGGGCAUUUGAAUAAUAUUUUGAAUGUGCUGUUUUUAUGCUUUGGAUGCAUUGUUUUUAUUCUUCCUCCAAUGUGCGGAAGUUUGUAGAAUCAUCUUUGUUUUUCAGUUUACUGAUGAGCAAACUAAUUUUUUUACCAAAACACUGUAAUGUUAAGUUUCAAGUAUUUCUUGAAAAAAAAAAAGAAGGAAUACCUCUUAAAAUGAAUUUGUAUGUGUUGUGGCUACAUGAAGUUUUGUUGUUACCUUAAAGAAAAUGUACAAAACAGGAGAAAAUGAAAAAGAAAAGAAAAAACAAAAACAUGAAAUUAAGGCAGAACUCAAGCAGUUUUACUUUUUUUAAAUAACGUAGUUCAGGAAAGAGAUUGUAGUACACACUGGUAGCUUGAUAAUGAAUAAUAGCUGAAAAAGUCCAGCAAAUAGCAUUUCACAUGUUAUUCCUUGCAGAGCAAAAGAGACUCUCUGGUAGUGGUUGUCAGAUGGUAUUACCGACCUUCAGAGGUUCCUGAAUCAGUAUACCAGCUAUUAAUUCAAGAUAGAAAUGCUGAAAAUGGUAUGUUAGGUCUUUGUGAUUUCUUUAAACUUUUUCCUUGUGCUUCUAAACACGAGCCAAGCAGUCAAGUAUGUCUUGUACUUAAAUGUCUCAGUUGUACUUGUCUUGUACUUAAAUGUUUCUGUUUCAGCAGUAUCUGCACUCUAUCUCACAGUGGAAUUGUUAUUUCUAGGUUCUGGUGAUAACAUUCUAGAGGAUGUUGCAGUCAAGGAGCGGGAAUUGUUUAUUUCUGAUGCAACAGAUGUGUAUCCUGCAUCUGCCCUCAGGUUAGUAAACAAAAUAGUAUUGUUCUUGUCUGAAGUUGGUGAGUUUUUGCCUCAGUCUGUUACACCUCACCCUCAGGGGUUAUAGGGUUGAAGUGUUUACGGUAUGGCUUACUGCAUGCGAAAGUCUCUAAUUAAACAAUAUAUCUUGCAUUUUUUUUUAAGGGGGAAGUGCAAGGUGAGGCCAUUUGUGGAGAUUACAGACUCUGUCAAAGGAUACAUAGAUAAGGAAGAUUGCUUUUUCUAUGUGCUUGGUUACAACCCAGAGACAAGGUAUUGUUUGUGAUUUUGCCAUCAGCACACUGAUGUCUUUUAAACUUUUAUCUGGUUUAAGUUUAAAAGUUACGAUUUUGUUAUUGUUGGUUUGAUAUGAAAAAAAAUGUAUAUAUAUUUAUAUAUUAUCUUGUUAUUCCAGGAGGUUGGCAAACACUAAGGGGGAAAUUAGAGUUGGAGUCAGCCAUCAGGUAAAUAUGAAUUUCAUCUCUCUUGGAUCGUUCAUGGAUCUCUUGCAUACCAAACAAAAAAACUUCCUGUUCUUUCAAAACAGAUAUUAACUUUUGUGAAAAAAAGUGGAGGAGAAAUGAUUUAAAGGUUAAAGCUGAUAAAAAAUAGUUUGGAUUUCUUUUCAAAGGCGGAUGUGAUUUUAUUCUUUAUGUGACAAGGGUGUCCAUGUGGGGGUUUUUCAGUUUGUGUGAGGAAACAGGGAGGUAGUGGUCCCUCAACAAAUGUAGGAAUGGGGGGCGGGGGGGAGGGGAAGAGGAGGGGCUGGGAGGAGACAUGAUCUAAACUCAAACAUCUUCAGAUAUUAGAUUGUGAGAAGUCAGCAUUUCUGGGUGUAGUAAACAUUUAUGAUCUUGUCUGUUUGAUGUGGUGACUUUAAUUAGUUUUCAUUUAUUUGUUUGUAAAAUCAUUUUGUGCUGGAUUGAUGGAAAAAAAUUAUUUACACUAUGGUUUACUAAAUAUGAACCUUAGUACUUGGAGUUUUAUCUUCAUCACCAACAAUAUACAGCUGUUAAUUCAAUAUGUGGGAGAUAACAGAUAUUGCCUUCUCAGUGUAAUGUAAAUAAGAAAAAAGUUUCAAAUGCGAGCAUGUUCAUUUUUUUUUAGGCAACAUUGCCAGAGUGCUGUCCUUUUCCUGUGAAUGGAUUUGAGGACAGGGAAAAUCCAAUGGAGGAGCUGGUAAGUUUUGAUUUUAAGUCUUACAAGCUCAUAAGAAGUACAUAUUGAGUGUGGUAAAUAGGUAAAGAUUAUAAACUGAAAGAUGUGCUUUUUUGUCGCAAGGUAUGGAAUCCAACUCUUGAUGAUUAUGAAUUGAUGAUGUUUCUGCGUGCUGCCAGGUGAGUGCUGCCUGAAGUUAUAAUCACUCAUCAUCGCACACAAACUUUUAUUUAAGGGCCCUUUGCUGGUAAACUUCACCUUUUAUUUCAGAGGAUUUUUCUGGCUGCUUCAUUAUUCAACUCAAGAAUCAUCCAGUGAGUUGAUACAGAUCAACUGUGAAACUUUCUAACUUGCCUUGUUUACUUUCCAGCAUUGUCUGCUGCCAUAUACUCUACAUAAAACCCUACUAACUUGCGAUCAAAUGUUAAUGUGUCAUUAUAGGAGCAUGGCGCAGUAUGCAGGCAUGUGCAAUGGUGGAUCACCCGAGGAUGGUUACAGUGCUGUGUCUCAAGAUGCAACCACCAGCAAUGCACUUAAUGUAGUAAGUUGUUUAGUUUUAAGUGUAUAAAAACUAGCAAUAUGUUGAUUAACAAUUUGCACUGUAACAUGGGUAUCCAUAUUCCUCUAACUUUUCUACAUUUCCUAAGGUGCUAAAAGGAACAUUUGCCUACAGCAACCUUAAAUUUUUUGCCCUAUCUUUUUCCUGACACACUUUUUAUGAGGAGUGUGUCUUAAAUAUUCCUUCAGUGUUUUUAAAGGUUUUAAUUUGGCUGACCAACUUGGUUGUGUGUUUGUUUUUGUUGUUAGCUUCAUCAGAAUAAUUAUGAUGCGGCCAAAGCUCUCCAAGCACUGGUAAAGAAACCUUACCCAAAGGAACUGGAAAAGAGAUGGUCUGAAGACGAAACGGUGAGUAAUGAUAGUUGAGUGUUCAUGACAGAGUGGAGUGCAAAGGACAUAGAGAACCUGCCUCUCUAUUUAUUCUUUAACUUCUGACCAAUUCUUUACUUGCUUGUGAGUAAAGCGAAAACCGAAAGGAGCGGCGGUGUUGUGGCCGAGUGGUAAGGGUGUUGUUCUUGUAAUCUGUUGGUGCCAGGUUGACGCCCUUCACCCAUCUACUUGCUGGAUUUGUUCUCGGUUGCCUUUGGUUAAACUCCAUGCCUGCCCCUUGUAUAAAGCAGCUGGUCCGCCUCCUGCCAGUUAGAGUUUAUAAGCAUUAUCUUUAUUUUCACUGUUGCUUUCGAAGAUGUUAGCCUCUUAGCUUCUCUGUAAAUUCGAGAUCAAACAAACUAAUGUUUAUGUUUAUGUCUUUUUCGAAAUGCAAAGCUGUAAGGGUAGCAGAAGGUUGAUAAAGAAGUAAAAUGCGUGAUCUGAACUGGCCUUUCACCAACUUGAUAAACACAAUUACUCCCUGUUCUUUGCGUACUAGACAGUAAUGUACUGCGCCAGAAGUACUUGACUCCUUAAAACAAAAACUUUGUCUUACAUAGCGAUUACUAUUUGCUUUCAUAUUGUUAGAAAAAGUUUGUCAAGGGACUACGGCAAUAUGGAAAGAACUUUUACAAGAUCAAGAAAGAGCUAUUAUCUCACAAAGAAACGGUAAACCUUUUUUAAACAUUUUUUCCCGUAUAUUUUUCUUCGAGUAAUUUACGGUGAUUAUUUGGACGAUUUUGUAGCUUUCUACCUCUCAAUUUGAAGUGUCUGUUUCUUUUCAAUAGGGAGAGCUUGUAGAGUAUUACUAUACAUGGAAAAAGACACCCACAGCACUUAGUUCUCGUCCACACAGGCGCCGCCGACACAACGUGCUCAGACGAAAAGCACUUCCCAGAUCAUCCAAAAGCAUUGUUAGUGAAUUUGGUGAGUAGCUGACCAAGGUUUGUUUGUCAUUGUCUGGCGAUAUAUUUCUAAACUGCCAGCACUUCUAAACAUUCCUACAAGAAAGUUUUGACUUAACUUGUCCUAGCUGUGUACAGAACUCUGUCAAACAUAAAGCUCAUACGUGAACUCACUCGCGAAGGAGUUCUUUUCGAAAUCGAAACUGAAUUUAAUUAUCCUGAAAUCUUUAAGUCCCGCUCUUGUCACAAAAUAUGUGACAUCUUUCUUUAUUUCAUCUUUGUUGGUGCAGUUGAUCUUAGUUCCUGUAGCGAAGAGGAUUAUGACAGCGACGACAGUGAAAGAGAUUUGAGGUAAAUUGAAGAAAUAUUCUUGCCAUCGUGUUUCAUCGCGAGCAAUCGUGAGGCGGUCACGCUUUUCGUGAUACUCGUAGUCUAGAUGCCCUAAGCUCUCUGAAUUGUCUCGUUAUUUUCCUCUCAGCCUCUACUGUUGUCGCCAUUGCUACACUACUGAGUCUCGAAGCUGGCAUCAUGGCAGUCAAAACAAAGUGAUCUUGUGCGACGAUUGUCGUAUCUACUACAAGAAAUACGGCAAACUUCCUGCUACCGACGAAACACGCGAACCUCCUCCGUACAUGUUCAAAGGUGUUGUGGAAAGGGAGGUACGAGAUGAAGACGGGUAUUUGGUCAAUGGAAAGUUGGCUUUGCGAAGCAGAAGGGCUAUUCCUCCCGUCCAAACAACUUUACGAUCUGGACGUAACAAGACAUCCAGCCCUGUUGAAGGUAACACAUUUUUACUAUUGACGCAUGUGUCUGAAAGCUCCAUAAAACAUAACGUAUUCAUUGAAAGAUAAAUCAAUAAUGGAAGAAAGCAAAGAGAAUUUCCGCAGCACUUAAAACCGUGAAAGUGACUUUCACGAUUGUUUCUCGAACAAUUUCCUAUUUCAGUGUUGCGCGUCAUUUGUACAGCGUCAGAAGAGAAAAAAGAAUGAGUAUCCUUCCUUGUUUCAACAAAAGGAAAAAAAUUCCAAUAUUCUGUAUUUCCUGAGAUCUCAGGGAGUCCAUACACAACUUCGAGUAGUUUUCCUUUCCAAAAGCUGUUAAUUAAAAGUUAAUGGUAGUUCAGUUCAGUCACGUUCUUUUCACGAAUUUUUUUUUUGUCGUUUGGUUUUGCCGCUCAGUUGAAUUCCCGAGUUAUUGAGUAAUAACCAUUGUCCGAAAGGCAGCCGAGUUUCGCAUUAAAUGAAUAUUCUUUUUAAUUUUGUUUUUCAGGAGCAAACAGCGAAUCAUCCGUUGGGAGUCGGAGAUUAGCGAAGAUCAACAAAGUUCCCUCGCCAUCCAGCGGGAGCACAUCCAGUACAGGCAGUAAUGGAGGAAAAGACAAAGUUAAGAAGGUAGAUUGGCUGAUGAUGUUUGGUGCUUCUUUGCUGAAAUCCUGUAAGGGUUUUCGUUAACUUUCGAGUUCGCUCUUCAACACCUCAGUAAAAGCAAGACAGCUUGCGAGUAAGCUUUCUCGUGGAGUGAUAAAAAGGAGAGCUUGCUUGUUGGCUAAAAGCGAGAUAAUGAGAUAUUCGAUAUUUCACAAUUGUCGUAACGAGUCCAUCGAACGAACCAAACUGUACAUAGUACAGCUGUUAUUCCUUGCAGAGGUAAUCAGUUGGGAUCUUAUUUUCUUAGGGCAAACUGAAGAAAGGGAAGAAACGGCGACGAGAUCAGUCACCGGAAAAUCAAGCAAAUGACAAGCGGAAAAAGGCUCAGACUCAGGUAAAUUUAUAUUUCCAGUGUAUCAUAAUUUGUUGCAUGGCAGACCUCGCGAGAAGGGGAAAAAAGAAAAAAAGACGCAAGUCCCGUCUUCUGAUUGGCUACCCUAGCUGUCUUUCAACCUCGGAAUCGCCCGCUCUGUUCCCGCAGAUCAGGAGAUAUUUGCUGCAAUAUUUUGGUCAUUUAUGAAAUCUUGUAGCUAGUAAGCUUGUUCAGUUAAGAUAUCACUGAACCCUUUAACUCCCAUGAGUGACCAGGACAGAAUUUCUCCUUACAUUAUCAACACAUUCUCAAGCAGACAUGUGAUGAGAAUAAAAACAUAUUAAGGGAUUAUUAGUUGAUCCAAUUACAAAUUCGCAAGGUGAAUUAAAAAGGAGAUCUUGGGAGUGAACGGGUUCAUUUCUGUCAUAAACUUGCACUUUUCGGUCCAUGGAGACCUUGAAAACAGAACUCGGUCGAUAUUCCUCCAUUUUGUUCUCUAGCUUGAUUGACAGUGCAUGUAUCUGUGUGAAGUUAAAAGUCAUUUUCUUUUCUUCCUUCCCCUCCCCUAGGAUUCUGACGAAGAUGCAAACGACAAUGCCAGUGACACCAGCAGCACCACCGGGGGUAGGGACAGUGUGCUUCCAGAUCACGACGCCAGUAGUGUUUGUAGCAAUAGCAGUAACAACAAUGACGAAGUGGCUAGUAACCGCUCUUGUUCACCGGCUGAUGCUUCAGAGCCUAUUAAAUUGCCUGACAGAUUUAAGCGCCUGAUUUCUGGUGAGGAAGGACGAAGCUGUGCACGUACCGACGUCGUCUUCGUGCAUUCCGAAAAGCCGAAGAAGGACACGACUUGUUCUCGAGAAGUGUCCGUUUCUAAAGAAUCGUCAUCAAAGGCUGAGGUGCGUGUGAUUCAUAAUGGAUUUACUGCGUAACACUACACAAAAAAAGAGAAAUGACAGUAGACUUAAAUUCCGUACAUGUGAAGUCCAGAUUAUUCACAUGUUACUUAGUGGGCUCCUUUGGGGUGAGUUUCAAACAAAAACCUUUACAGAAACCGAUUCCGACUCAAACACUCCAACCCAAUUUUGAAAGCGCGGCAAAGUCUGUUACUGAAGUAAUAAGUUAGAGGUAUAUAUCAUUCGACUGCGCCAUGCAAAUCUCGCAUCUUUCGGGAAAUAGAGGGGGAAUCAAAAUGUUUAACAAUUAAUUGGUUUCAAAGCAAAAUGGUAAGUACAUGAAGCCCAAGUAAGUCUGAUCCCUACCUCGUUUUCUUCAAAUUAAGAUAUGUCUUGAAAAUGUCCUGAACGUUUCUUAAAGACAAAGUCCCUCUUUUGUUCUCCAGGCCAGUGAAUCAUCUACAGAAGUGUCAGUUCGAUCCAACGCCAGUCAGUCCCCGUACAACGCUCCAGCUACUGUUACUUCGCAUUACGAGGCGUCACUUCGAAAUUACAUGGCUGGAGGACAAUAUCACUUGUAUCCCCCGAAUAUACCGCCGGGUAUGUCAUCCCAGGGCAUCAAUAUAUCGGGAUUUCCACCCCCGAGUGUCGGAGUGGACUACAGAAUGCUUCCUUUCCACAUGUUCUCUGGAAUGGGCGUGGUCCCCGCCGGGGAUUCUAGGGAAAAUGCCGCGAAAUUUGCGGAAGGGUUUGAGCAAUGGUAUGCGCCUUAUCGCUCAGCCCAAUUGCAAUCUGGUCACCAUCUCUCUGCAAUCUCUUAUCUUCAGGGGCAGGGUAGGGCGCUGGAACAAAGCGCAUUGGACUCGCGCAGCCACGAGUCCCUCCUCAAGGGGGGCCCUGGACGUGUUCUUACUACUGAUCCCGCUACAGGACUCCAGUAUUACGGACCUCAGCAACACUCGCAUUCUCAUCUUCACACGCAUUUUCACAUUCAUCCUCACGAGCAGCAACAACACCUUCAAAACUUACAAGCCGCUAGUCUUUCGGCUCUCGACCAAGCUUAUCUACAACAUCCAGGACUUACUUCAUGGAGGAACAAUCCGUCUCUAUGGCAACACCCUGAACUCAUGCAUCUUCACGGCAAUAAUGCGCGUGGCAUUUUCCCUGAAGAAUUAGCUGCCUUGCCGGUUCACGCGCUCGCGUCGACGCCUUUUGAUCGUCAACUUCAGCAGCAGCUUAUAAUGAGCCCGCAAAGUAAAUAUCACCCUCAACAUAUGUUGGCUCAUGAAGAGUUUAUGCGAUACUGUAGACAGCAAAAUCGAGCCCAACAAAGACUUGAAAGCGAAAAAAUGAAUGACCGUUUUCUAUCGAGCAUAUUAAAAAAUGAACAUCGAAAUCUGCAAAGUCCUUCACAGUUAGAAAAUGUAGUCAAGAAAAGCCUGGAUAGUUCUGGGAUGUACUCGUCGCCUUCAAAGAAACAACCCGUUACUAUUGACUUAUCAGACGAUUAAACUUGCUAUUUACCGUUUGUUGCGUUGUAGUUAAAUGCUAAUACGAAAAACAAAGUAAACAUCUUUGAAUUUUUUUUUCUUAUUGUUUGUAAAUCGUGUAAAAUUAAGAGAAGUUCAGCAGCUUUCUGCGCUAAGAAAUAGUUUAACGUUUAUAUUUAAAAUUUUAACAUAUAUCUAGUGUGCUUCAUAAGAGAAAUUGCUUAUUUAUUUCUAACAAAACGCAGAUAAAUUAAGUUGGGAAUCGUUAAAAAUGGUGAUUUUUUAAAAAUUUUCUUUCUGAGAUGGUAAAUUUACACAAGAAAAAACCUUUUCUGCUACUUUUCAAUAAUGGAUGAAAAAUUGUCCCACAUCACGGAAGUAAAACUUCAUUUCUUUCGUACUCAAAAACUAGAUCAGAAGAGUGAAGAAAAGUUAAACGAUAUAUAAAAGGAAAACUUUACGAGAUAUAUUUUAUUUAAACCUUCUGUUUUUUAGAGUUUGGAAAUAAUUUUUUUUCAUUUCCUUUAAUAGGCAACCAUCGCAUAGAAAUUUGAUACGUUAUAAAAUUUAAUGAGCUGUAAAAACCUGGAAAUGAAAACCAAAAACGUUUAAAACAAAAAAGAUAGUUGUACAUUGAUAAGAUUCGUUCCCUAAAGGAAAUUACAUUUCGUAGCAAGUAGUGUAUUGGCGUGCAGACGGAUACUAGGUGUCGGAAAGUAUUUCUGAUGAAAUAUUCCAGCAACAAAAUUCAUUGCAGAACAACAGCAAAGACUAACAGUCUGUUGACGACUAAAUUUGAGAAGUUUGCAGGUAAAAGGAAUUUAUACGAGUUUUACCUCAACUGUUACGAUGUCAACGAAACAAUAUAACUGUGACAUAUUUUCAAAAUAGUUCUAAGAGAAAAUAAAUUGACGAUGUGUAAAUAAAUUUUAUUUAUAGCGUUCUUGUAUGCGAAAGGAGU